This is a messenger RNA of Letharia columbiana, 966 nucleotides long. RefSeq lists its product as uncharacterized. The record is from RefSeq and is a predicted model, not a curated record. The transcript is spliced from 2 exons. NCBI's taxonomy places the organism in Eukaryota, Fungi, Ascomycota, Lecanoromycetes, Lecanorales, Parmeliaceae. Bases 1 to 966 code for a protein of 321 amino acids.
AUGAUUUCUGCCGAAUCUCAAGGGGGCCCAAAUAUCGCCCUCAUCACCAUAAUAUGCAGUUGGACAUUUUUGGUGGUUGCCUUGCUAGGCGUCAGCCUCCUUAUCUGGGCCCGGCGAAACACGAAAAUAGGCCUGGGCCUAGACGACUAUCUGACCGUUCUUGCCUUGGCGACGACUAUCGCCCUUGUAGCGCAGACCACGUGGGCUAUCGCGGAUGAAGGUCAGGAUGAUCAUGAGGCUGAAAUCUCGAGGACAAAAUUCGCCGUGGUCGUAAGGAGUCUUCAUCGUCACUGGGCUACGGAUCCAGGCUCUCCGCAUGGUCAAUGCCCACGACUUCACCUACUCGAAAGGCUACCUUGGUCUGCUCUCUACCUUAGGUGCAUCCCUUGGAAUCAUCUUCUGUUGUGCGCCAUUUGUACCAUUAAUAUACAACGCCAAUUGCGGAAAGCGUAUCUCAAACGCGUGUCAAGGGCUGUCCAUAUCGACGAGGAAAACGCUGCGGCAGCCUCUGAGACCCUAGAUGAGAUCUCGCUUCCCAUGACCGAAGAUAAUGCUACUCAGACUCAUGACAGAAAUAUACUCAUCGGCGUGUCAACGGUUAUUCAUAUCGACGAGGAAAACGCUGCGGCAGCCUCUGAGACCCCAGAUGAGAUCUCGCUUCCCGUAAUUAGGGAUCACACGACUCAGACCGAUAGAAGCCUACCAUGGCGUGUCAACGGUUAUUCAUAUCGACGAGGAAAACGCGCGGCAGCCUCUGAGGCCCCAGAUGAGAUUUCGCUUCCCGUAAUUGAGGAUCACACGACUCAGACUCGUGGUAGAAGCGUACUCAAAAGCGUGUCAAGGGCUGUCCAUCAAGGCACCCAAUGGUCCAGACGGUCCGUCCAGAAGCCUGGACCGGUCCAAUUGAAGCUGUUUUCCCUCCACUUAGUUGAACCGGUCGAGACAAACUUGGACCGUGCGUCGUAA